GGCGCAAUUUCUUGCAGGUUCCGCCCGCGCUUUUCCGCGCAUCCGCCGCAGGAAGCUUCCUCGAAGCUGUGCGCGGGCGUGUGCACUCAGUCGUGGAUUCCUCGAGGCAGCCGACAGGCAGAGUGCAAUUGGGCGCGGCUGACUAGUGCUGUAGUGAUGGGAUUGGGCCGGACUCAGCCAGUGCCGGCGCUGCUGGGCGCCAUUUCAUGAGGAUGGCAGGGCUGAGCUCUGGAGAGAGGGAUCUACGCCGCUCACAUGCACUGCAGACGUCACGCCACCUGUAGGCUGCUGCAGUGUUGCGAGCGAUUGGCAGCUUCCUGCAGGCAGUGUCCAGGUGCACUCUCGCAUGCUGGCGUGCCUGGCGGCCCCUUUCAAGAAAGGGGCGUGGUUGUUUGAGGCAGCCGGCGUUGCUGCAGCAUUCUGUGCUUUGGGCGCCUUUGGCUGUCUGUCUCCAGAGGAGGUACUAAGGAGUUGGGGGUCAGGCGGAGAGCGCUUUGGGACAUGAGCAGAGUAUUGUCAGAGCUGCGUGGCACCUUAACGGUAUUAGAGGAAGUUGUGGUGGGUAUGCAUCAGAGGGGGAAUAUGUGGCGGACUGGCCCACAGCACUAUGGGUGUUGGCCAUUGCCUGCCUAGAAUUUAUUGGCGGGUGUUGAACAAGCGGCCACGCUGGCCUGUCUGGUGCUCUUUUGUGUUGGGGCACUUGUUUUGGGAAUUCUUC
This is a messenger RNA of Coccomyxa subellipsoidea C-169, 718 nucleotides long. RefSeq lists its product as hypothetical. The coding region runs from base 347 to 505 and encodes 52 amino acids. The transcript has a single exon. Lineage: Eukaryota; Viridiplantae; Chlorophyta; Trebouxiophyceae; Coccomyxaceae. The record is from RefSeq and is a predicted model, not a curated record.